GAGCGCAUGGGGGCGGGGUUGCGACCGAGGGGCAGAUACCGUGAUGGAUGCAUGGUCAACACGUCAACCGCGUUUCAUCUCGCUUCCCUCAACAUCUCUCGUACUAUAGAGAAUCGGCGACUACACACAUCAUUUCCCAUCUUGAUUUUCUUCUACAAGUGUUUAAUCUCGCUAAAUAUGGGCGCAAAUCAGUCCAGGCCAUCCGAAGAGGACAUCGAGGAGCAGCUUAUGAAGCGCCUCAAGGCCCUCGACGCCAAGGACAGCCAUACCCUCUACGAACCCUACAGCAAUUCCCUCAGCGAGAAGGACGGAUACGUCUACGUCGGCCAGGAUGCUCCUCCCUCAUCUUUGUCCUUUCGUAGGCCUUAUCAGCAAAAUCUAUCUGCCGUUCAGGCAUGGGAGGAGGAGCUCAUGGCGGACCCAAAGAAUCGUCUUGCGCUCGCUGCCUUGAGCUCCAACCCAGCCAACGCCGUCUUGUCCUCUCGCGCGGCUACCAUAUCUGAUACCCAGACCUUCAACAUCAAGAUCCCCACCGAGGGUCUCCCCGUUACUAAUCAACGUAGCUCAGGAAGAUGUUGGCUUUUCGCUUCCACGAAUGUAUUCAGGAUCCCGGUUAUGGCCAAGUACCGCCUCUCCGAGUUUCAGCUCUCGCAGUCUUAUCUCUUCUACUGGGACAAGAUUGAGAAGGCAAACUACUUUCUGGAAAACAUCUUGGAUACAGCUUCUGAACCUCUCGAUGGCCGCAUCGUUCAAGAGUUACUUACCUCUCCAGUAUCGGAUGGUGGUCAAUGGGAUAUGGUAGCUAACCUCGUCGAAAAGUAUGGACUCGUGCCACAAACAUUAUACCCAGACUCCUUCAAUGCCAUGAAUUCAUCCACCAUGGACAGACUCAUCACCACCAAACUCCGCGAAGACGCCAUCCGUCUCAGAGCCCUGACAACCAGCUCCUCCUCCCCAGAAACCCUAAAAUCCACCAUCGCCGCAACAAAAGAGAAAAUGCUCCGCGAAAUCCACCUCAUCCUGACCCUCAUGCUCGGCCCACCGCCUUCCCCCGACAAGCCAUUCGUAUGGGAAUUCCACGACCGCGACGGCAACUUCAAAUCCGUAAAAACACGGCCCACCGCCUUCGCAAAAGAGUUAUCAGACAACCGCACAAUGCGGGCGCUAGGCGGCACAGACGUCCACCGCCUCUUCUCCCUCGUCAACGAUCCCCGCAACCCAUACAACAGACUGCUCAGCGUCAAGCGCCUCGGCAACGUGUACGAGGGCCGCCCAGUCACAUACGUCAACGUGGACAUGACCACGAUGAAGAAGGCUUGCAUCGACAUGCUCAAACGCGGGUUCCCCGUCUUCUUCGGCAGCGAUGUCGGCAAGUACUCUGAUUCCGCAAAGGGCAUCAUGGACACGGACCUCUUCGAAUACGAGCUCGGCUUCAACGUCAAGCUCGGCAUGAAGAAGGCCGAACGCCUGCAGACCAAGGAGAGCCAGAUGACCCACGCCAUGGUUCUCACGGCUGUCCACGUCGUCGAUGAUAAGCCUGUGCGGUGGCGCGUGGAGAACUCGUGGUCUGAUAGCGUGGGCGAUAAGGGAUAUUUUGUCAUGAGCGAUGCCUGGAUGGAUCAGUUUGUUUAUCAGGCUGUUGUGGAUCCUGUCGUGGUUAGUACCGCCGUGCGCAAGGUGUUGGAGCAGAAGCCUAAGAUGUUGGAGUUGUGGGACCCGAUGGGUGCUUUGGCGUAG
Molecule: messenger RNA, 1737 nt
Organism: Periconia digitata
Lineage: Eukaryota; Fungi; Ascomycota; Dothideomycetes; Pleosporales; Periconiaceae
Source: the annotation of a GenBank genome assembly